AUGGCGGCCGCAGUCUACCCUGACCGGCCCAUCAGACCGCUUCCCAAGAACCGCCUACGGGAACAGCUGUCGCCUGAACAGCAGAGCCAGAUCAUCUACCCACCCGAACCUCCUUCAACAUCGCCCCUCUUCAGCUUCCCCUACGGAGUAGUCGAAAAGAUGGANCCCCGCGCCCUCAACCACCACGACUCGCACAGUCACUGCACCUGCAACGGCGACCACCAUGUCGACGAGAGUGACGAGGAUGAAGAGCUGAUUGCAUACGAUCAUCCAAGCUACCGCUGGUCGUCACCAGUCAAUGACGGCACCAGAGUCGACAGCGUGCAGAGAAAGCUCAUGGCAGCAAANGGUCCCUCCAGCCCUGCAUCCACCGCCUCUUCAGCUGACGGAUACGAAUCAUUCGAGAACACGAGCAACAAGAAGAAGCGCAAGAUUCCUCUUUCUGGCGGUGGCGGUGUCCACCAGUCCAGUCUGUCGCAAGAGUUGGCAAACAUGGGUAUCGCAGCGAGGGAAGAGCACCAGCAAGAUUCGAGGCAGUUGUCGGGCAGUGGACGUGGCAGGUUUGGCAGGCAACACAACGCCUACGCUUCGAGUCUUUCGGCAAAGUCGCGGGGAGGCAACUGGAAGGGCGACGGGACGCGCACCAGUAAGAGACGCUGCAGUGACUGUGACGGCGAGCCCGAGACUUACAUGAGCUGCACAGAACAAGCCGACGGCAUCAUCUCGCAGGCCAUCGCCAGCGCCCACCAGGACCAAGACCACGAAGCGCCCACCACCCCGACCAAGCAGAACAACGAGAGUCUCCUUGCCCGCUCGCCCUCACAGACCACAACCCCGCAGACGCAGUUCACUUUCACCUGCGAGUCCGACUCGUCCAACAAGAUGCUCUGGCCGCAGCAGCCCACACCCACAAUGCCUCGCUCAUCCCUGGCCAACCACUCAGCCUCGCGCUCCCAGCAAACUCAUGCUCCUGCAAANCCCCCUGCGCCUGCUGUUCAGCAUCCGCAACAACAGCAACAGCCCCGCAAACCCCGCCCUCGCCGCCCCAGUAAAGAGUUUGCGCUUCAGGAACGCCAACGUCGUCUCCAGCAAGAAUACACAAAUUACCACACUCGCCCAACACCGGCCUCCAUGUGGAUCUGCGAAUUCUGCGAGUACGAAGACAUCUGGGGUUCUCGCCCUGAGGCUCUGAUCCGCCAAUACGAAAUCAAGGACCGCAAGGAACGUCAGAAGGCAGAGGAAAGGAGGCGUCUGUUGGAAAAGGCGAAGCAGAAGAACAGAAAGGGAAAGAAGAACAAUGCAAAGGGAAAGCCCGCCCCGGCUCAGAACUAUCCCGACGAGAAUGUUGGUCCCGACGACAGACAGGACGACGAAGAUGCAGAGUUUGACGAUGGCUACGAUGCGGUGACCCAUACAGCCGAGCCGAGGGACCAUGGCUACGCUGCCGACUACGCCUACGAUCGGCCACCGAAAGCUCCAGACAAAAACGAUCUCCGGCACGACCAACAGCAUCCGCAGCCCUUGCAGCAGCGCAGGCGGUAG
This is a messenger RNA of Aureobasidium vineae, 1542 nucleotides long. The record is from the annotation of a GenBank genome assembly. NCBI's taxonomy places the organism in Eukaryota, Fungi, Ascomycota, Dothideomycetes, Dothideales, Saccotheciaceae.